ACCAUGCUGAACCAGUCGUAUGUCAAAGGUCAUGUAGCCGCUCCAGCCGGUCUGCUGAAGACAGGUUAGUCUAUGCAAAUUACCCCUGUCCAACCCUGGAGGUUACACUGGCUAAGGACGAAUACACCUCCGUACAGGAGCCGUCCGGAAAUACCAUCAUCUACCAGUUACUGAAGGAGAACAAAGAUGGCGGACGAUGAGAAGUCCGCCAUGACACCUGCUGAUGACGUCGAGGUCAAACAGAAGUUGACCUUGCGGGAGAAGCUGUGUUACGGAGUGGGCAUGCUCACAGGGCCGAUGAUGAUUGACGUACUGGGGAUAUACUGUAACGUCUUCUUGGUGGAAGUUGCUCAGAUUCCACCCCUCUUUGUAUCGGCUAUUGUGUUCACCAGCAGGUUUUGGGACGUCAUUGCUAACCUGAUCGUAGCAAAACUUAUCGACAAGACCAACACGAGAUGGGGGAGAAUGAUGCCCUGGGUCCUGGGAGCGGGAAUCCUUCUCGUUCCCGUGUACUUCCUGUUGUGGUACGUGCCAGAUUUUGGGACGAACGGGAAAGUGACGUAUUACUUCGUCCUGUACCUGGCCAUGGUGCUGCUACAAACGUCGCAUAAUGUUCCAUACCGGACCCUGGCCAUGUACAUGAGCGAGGACCCGAAAGAAAGAGAUGCAGCUACGCUUUUCAGAUCGCUGUUUGAGAUGGUUGCUAUCGUGGCGGGUGUGGCCAUCCAUGGACAGAUAGUGGCGGCGUUCGACCCCAGACUGGAGCAGUGUAAGAACGUGACGAACGGCAACAGUACCGUCACUCUGCACUCACUCGAGAAGGCGGAGACUGGCUACAUGGUGGCAGCGGGUUCUCUCUGCGGAGUUGCAAUACUGGCCACGGCCGCUGUGGUUUUUGGCGUCAGAGAGAGAAAAGACAUAGUCCAGGAGCACGCGGAUGCUCCUGAUGAACCCUUCCUGAAGAGCAUGAAGGAAGCGAUCAUAUUUCGGCCUAAUGUGGACUGUCUGGUCGUCUGCUUCUGCUUCGAGAUGGCCAUGCUGACUCUAGAAGGAACGUCGGCCUUAUUCGUGCAAUACUCGCUGGACUUGGUGGACCAUGUGCAGAACGUUCUACUAGUUUUUGUGAUCUCCGUCGUGUUCUUCAUGCCUGUUGUAGACGUCUUGGUCGAGAAAUUCGGAAAGAGAAAAACUUUUAUGGUCUCUUCUUUGGCAUCCAUCCCGCUGUACAUCGCGUGUCAGUUUCUCCCUGCCCGGAGUGUAGCGGCGACCUACCCCGUGGUCAUCCUGCUGGGGUUCAUCGGCGCUUCUCCUGUCUUCAUUCCCUGGACGAUGGUGACUGACGUGGUUGAUGACUACCGAGUGAAGACGGGGAAACAGCUGGACACCAUCUUCUUCAGCCUGAGCCUGUUCGCCUUCAGAUUAGCCGCCGCAGUCGCGCUGGGACUCACGGCAAUCGCAUUAAAAAUCGGCGGCUACAUAACGGGUUACUGCGUUCAGCCGGCCGAAGUGGGGUCUACUCUGAGACUACUCAUGUCCGUCGUCCCAAUCGGCCUCACGCUCAUUGGCCUGGUCUUCCUCUGGCGUUAUCCAAUCACAACCGAGAGACAGCAGAGAAACAAGGCAGCCCUGGAGGAGAUGAAGAAGGCCAAAAAUCAAGAAGAAUGUAAAAACGGCAAACUUCCUUCAUCAAACGACGAGAAACAGCAAAACCAGCGUCUUCUGGACGUGAACAGUAUAAUAGACGCCAUAGACGAGUCUGCGCGAGACACUGACUAUGAUGCUGACUUCGCCCUAUCUUCUGACGUCGAUCUUUCUCACCUGGAAGACUCGGCAAGAGACACAGACUACGAGACAGACUUUGGGCUGGCUUCUGACGUGGACCUUACUCUUCUCAAAGAUUGCAAAGAAACAACGUUGUGAUAUAUAAAAAUGUUGAUAUUUCAGUUUUCUGUAAGGUACAAGAAAAUUCAUUCCGAUUUUUGUAAUGUUUGAUUUUUAACAGGUGCUAGUGUUUUGCUUGGGACUCAAGAAAUAG
This is a messenger RNA of Branchiostoma belcheri (Belcher's lancelet), 2035 nucleotides long. RefSeq names its product sodium-dependent lysophosphatidylcholine symporter 1-B-like. Gene Ontology annotation, cellular component: membrane. Gene Ontology annotation, biological process: carbohydrate transport. The record is from RefSeq and is a predicted model, not a curated record. The coding region runs from base 187 to 1920 and encodes 577 amino acids. The transcript has 14 exons. Lineage: Eukaryota; Metazoa; Chordata; Leptocardii; Amphioxiformes; Branchiostomatidae. Gene Ontology annotation, molecular function: symporter activity.